Molecule: messenger RNA, 1080 nt
Organism: Aspergillus glaucus CBS 516.65
Lineage: Eukaryota; Fungi; Ascomycota; Eurotiomycetes; Eurotiales; Aspergillaceae
Product: NAD(P)-dependent alcohol dehydrogenase
Exons: 2
Coding region: 1-1080 (359 amino acids)
Biological process (GO): alcohol metabolic process
Molecular function (GO): zinc ion binding; alcohol dehydrogenase (NADP+) activity
Source: RefSeq, a predicted model, not a curated record
AUGUCUGACUACAAAUUCGAAGGCUGGGUCGGCCUCGACAAGUCCGCUGCCAAGGGCCAGAUGGUCUGGCAGGAAUUCGAGCCCAAGGCUUGGGAGGAAACUGAUGUCGAUAUCAAAGUGUCUUGCUGUGGUAUUUGCGGGAGUGACUUGCAUACUCUCCGGAGUGGAUGGGGCCCCACCACAUACCCCUGCUGCGUCGGCCAUGAAAUCGUCGGCACAGUUGUGCGCGUCGGAUCGCAAGCUGAAGGAAACCUGAAGAUUGGCGACCGCGUCGGUGUUGGCGCGCAGGGAGAGUCCUGCCAGAGCCGCAACGGCGACUGUGAAGAGUGCGCUUCCGGUCGCGAGCAGUACUGCGGUAACCACUUCGCUGGUACAUACAACAGCACGUUCAUGAACGGUGGUACCUCGUAUGGUGGCUACGCUUCGUACCAUCGUGCUCCGUCUAGGUUCGUGAUUAAGAUCCCCGAUGAGCUCUCCUCGUCUGAGGCUGCGCCUAUGCUCUGCGGUGGUAUUACCACUUACUCGCCUCUGCGCCAGAACGGCUGCGGCCCUGGUAAGCGUGUUGGUGUUAUUGGUGUUGGUGGAUUGGGCCACUACGCGAUUAUGUUCGCCAAGGCGCUCGGUGCGGACCAUGUCGUCGGUAUCUCGCGCAAGUCGAACAAGAAGGAAGACGCGCUGAAGCUGGGUGCGGACGCAUACAUCGCCACAGAUGAGGACGCAGAAUGGGCAACCAAGAACACCCGAACCCUCGACCUUAUCAUCUCCACCGUCUCCUCGUCUAAGAUGCCCAUCCUCGACUACAUCAACCUGCUCCGUCCCAGCGGUACUUUCAUCCAGCUUGGUAACCCCGAGGACGGCACGUUGGAUAUCCCCAUUCCCGCUCUUAUAAUGAAGGGAGUUAAGCUUGGUGGAUCGCUGAUUGGUAGUCCCAGCGAGAUCCGCGAGAUGUUGCAGGUUGCGGCUGAUAAGAAGGUCAAGUCGUGGAUCCAGGAGGUGCCGAUGAAGGAGGCUAAUCGGGCUAUCUUGGAUAUGGAUGCCGGGAAGGCCAGGUAUCGGUAUGUGUUGGUUAACGACGCAUAG